Lotus japonicus is the source of this 1546-nucleotide messenger RNA. Its product is annotated as F-box protein At1g67340. The transcript is spliced from 3 exons. Gene Ontology annotation, molecular function: protein binding. The record is from RefSeq and is a predicted model, not a curated record. Bases 97 to 1266 code for a protein of 389 amino acids. Lineage: Eukaryota; Viridiplantae; Streptophyta; Magnoliopsida; Fabales; Fabaceae.
UGGGGUCCAAGGCUGCUUAUAUAUAAACUCCUUGCUUUCACUUUUUUCACAAACCCUCUUUUCUUAUCCUCUCUCUAACUUAAGAGGAUUAGAAACAUGAGAACAAGAAGAGGACCAUGUUAUCCUCAAAACAUGUGUUCCGAUGUAGGUUUCCCCAAGAGGAAGAACGAUUUGCAUACCCAUAUGCAAAAAGACUCCAUUCUUACCCGGAAAAGGCACCAGAAGUCACCGACCGCCACCUCCGGUGACGACCAUUUUGAGUCCUUACCGGAUGACCUCGUUAUCUCCAUCUUGUCCAAGCUCAGCUCCUCCUCCACUUCCCCUUCUGAUUUUGCCAGCGUUUUGAUAACGUGUAAGAGAUUAAACAGUUUAGGACUCAAUUCUCUCGUGUUAGCAAAAGCCUCUUCGAGAAUUUUCUCGAUUAGGGCUAAAGAUUGGUCGGAAUCGGCGCAUCGGUUUCUCAAACAGUGUGCAGAUGCAGGGAAUGUUGAAGCUUGUUACACUUUGGGCAUGAUUCGGUUCUACUGUUUGCAAAACAGGGGAAGCGGCGCGUCGUUGAUGGCCAAGGCGGCGAUUAGCUCUCACGCGCGUGCUCUCUACUCGCUCGCGGUGAUUCAGUUCAACGGCAGCGGAGGGACCAAGAGUGACAAGGACCUCCGUGCCGGAGUGGCGCUUUGUGCCAGAGCGGCGUUUUUAGGACACAUCGACGCGCUGCGUGAGAUUGGCCACUGCUUGCAGGACGGGUACGGCUGCCGGAAGAAUAUUAUAGAGGGGCGGCGUUUUCUUAUUGAAGCAAACGCCCGGGAGCUCGCCGCCGUGAUGUCCGCCGCGGAUGCUAGGUUGUCAGCCUCCGACGCCGCUGUGAGCCGGUUGGUGACAUGGAGCCUCCACCCGCAGCAACGGCACUUACCGUCGGUGGCGCCGCUGCUGAGCGACUUCGGGUGGAACGUGCCGGAGCCGGAGCCUCACCCGGCGAACCGGUUCAUGACUGAGUGGUUCGCGGCGAAGGAUGAUGUUCCAGGGCCGGGGUUAAGUCUCUGUUCGCACAUGGGCUGCGGUCGGCCGGAGACGAGGAAUCGUGAGUUCCGGCGGUGCUCGGUGUGCGGCACGGUGAACUACUGCUCGCGCGCGUGUCAGGCGCUGGAUUGGAAGCUCCGGCACAAGGUGGAGUGUGCUGCCCCCAUGGAGCGGUUGCUUGAUGAUGACGGCGAUGACGCCGGGGAAGGCGUCGGUGACGGCGAGGUGGAGGUUAUGGAGGAUAGUUAGAGCAAGUUAGACCAUUUUUCCCGAACGGUGACGCCGGAAGGUAACGGUAGCGGUAACGGAAGCAUGUUUGGAACGGAACAAAAGUGAUUUUUUUUUGGUGAGGAGUAAAUAUGGAAUUACAUAGCUGGAAAAUUCCCCCGAAAAAGGAAUGGGAAUAAUUUUCCUUUUUAAACUUUUUGUGCAAUCAUCAGAUCAGAGUUUAACAUUUUUAGAAUUUAAAUUGUUCUUUGAUGUUUUAAAAUUUGGUAUUAAUUUAAUCGCUCUGAUAGUUAUAUAUAAA